UUCGGAAACGACAGACUCAUUGCGGAAGUGACGUCACAGAGCGCGCCAGUAAAACAGGCAGAAACCCUGUAGUAGCUCUGCUUGUUUUGAUGUGCUUUGUUUUUGAAAUAAGAUAUUCCGUAACACCAAAAUCGAGCCCGAACAAGACGUUUGAAUCGAACCAGUCGGAAGACUUUGUCUGUUAAAGUCAGCAGGAAGCAAGAAGCUAAACUAGCUAUUUAGGAGACGAAACAGGAUUUUCAAUUCUGGAUUUAGAAGACGCAAAUUUUCUGUUAAGCGAGAAGAAGCUACGUUUACCACAGCGGUAUCUUCUUGUUUUUUAUUUUUAGAUAUAAUUUGUAACAGUCAACUAACCGAGGAGUCUUCCGGCGGCUACCUCAUUCCUUUGUUGCUCCGCCGGCUCAUGUCAUCAUGGCGGCCUCUCUGCCUCAGAAGCCGGGCAUGGCGGGGAUGCUCCCCGGCGCCUCGGCGGCUCCGGGCCAGCAGCCCCCUCAGCAGGGAGCUCUCAGAGAGAUCUCCCCGGUGUUCCUGUGCAGGAUCGGACAGGAGACCGUGCAGGACAUCGUCACGCGCACAAUGGAGAUCUUUCAGAUCACGCGGGCCACACAGCUGCCGAACGGCGUGACUCAGAGCCACGCCAUGUACCAGGAUCGCUUCGGGAAACUGCAGGAGCAUCUCCGCCAGCUGGCUUUGCUCUUCAGGAAGCUCCGGCUGCUGUACGAGCGCUGCGUGGAGAUGACCUCUGACCUGCAGGAGGAGCCUGCAGAGCUCGUGCCGUACGUGGGGGAGGACCUGGUUUCUGUUCGGGUGGAGCCCUGCAGUCCCACUGUCAGCCAGGAGAGACAGGAAGUCUUGGAGAAGGUGCGUCAGAAGAACCAGGAGAUGAAAGUCCUGAUGGACCAGAUGAGGAACCUGCUGUGGGACGUCAACGCCAUGCUGACGCUCAGGAAGUGACGGCGCGCGACCAACAGAGAAGGUGAAGCGAUGCUCCCUUUGUCAGAGGACCGAGACGGGAAGUCCCGCCUCUUCUGCACUCCUCACUGACUGCUGUUACCGAUCGUUUGACGAAAAAACGUUUUCGCAAAAGAAAAGAAAAACCUGGACUGUAAGUGUUGACAUGGACACGGUGCAGUCGGGGUCAUUUUAGUUGUUUUUUUUUGUGUUGCCAUGACGCCGAACACAGGUGGGUCCUUGCAGGUAAAGCCGAGGCGGCUCAAAUAUUCCUGUUUACAAACGUCUCUACAGCACUGAGAGAGUCUCGGCAGCUCUGGAUCUCAGGUUUUCUGCGCGGAACUCUGCGUUUUUAUUGAUGAACGUCCUAAAGUUGAUGUGGUUUCUGUUUGGCCAUUUUCUUGUCUCAUUUCUGUCGCCGUGCACACUAAGCUGAAACUGUUUCCUUUGAAACAAACUUUUCUUUGUCCAUUUAAAAAAACAUUAAAAGGCUGUAUUUGUAAUAAAAACGCAUUUCUUCAGAGAACUCAA
Molecule: messenger RNA, 1482 nt
Organism: Oryzias latipes (Japanese medaka)
Lineage: Eukaryota; Metazoa; Chordata; Actinopteri; Beloniformes; Adrianichthyidae
Product: Mediator of RNA polymerase II transcription subunit 30-like
Biological process (GO): positive regulation of DNA-templated transcription
Cellular component (GO): mediator complex
Molecular function (GO): transcription coregulator activity
Source: RefSeq, a predicted model, not a curated record